AACGUUCUGCAGGCGUUUUUCAGUCGUCGACCUACAUCAGCCCGUAAACCCUGCUUCAAUCCUCGUCACCAUGCUUUGGAAGAAAAAGACAAAAGAAAUGGUGAAAAGGAUGAAAGAAGGGGAAGAAAAACUGAAAGAAAUGAAGAAAGGGUUGAAAAAAAGAAGAAAGAUAUGAAAUUGUCGAGGAAAGAUGAACGGAAAGAGGAGAGAAGAGAAAAGAAGGAACAAAUGGAGAAUGUAGAAAUGAAGGAUGAAAAAGAAGAAGAUGGAAAAAGAGGGAUGAGGAAAGAGCUAAAGAAGGAAAAGAAGAAAAAUCUCGGGAAGUAAAAAAAGACAAGGAGAGGCGAAAGGAACAAAAAAAUUGAAGAGAGGGAAGAAAGAAAAGAGAAAAUGGACGAAAGAAAAAUAAAAGGAAAGAAAAAAAAUUGUCGGAAGAAAAAGAAGAGGUGGUAAAAGAUGACAAAAAAUGGGGAUGAAGACAGCAAAAGAAAAAGGAGGAAGAA
Messenger RNA from Meloidogyne enterolobii, 503 nucleotides. NCBI's taxonomy places the organism in Eukaryota, Metazoa, Nematoda, Chromadorea, Rhabditida, Meloidogynidae. The record is from the annotation of a GenBank genome assembly.